Messenger RNA from Dicentrarchus labrax (European seabass), 3191 nucleotides. It is a transcript of the gene ubxn6, whose product is annotated as UBX domain protein 6. Gene Ontology annotation, molecular function: protein binding. Bases 119 to 1441 code for a protein of 440 amino acids. The transcript is spliced from 11 exons. The record is from RefSeq and is a predicted model, not a curated record. Gene Ontology annotation, cellular component: cytoplasm. Lineage: Eukaryota; Metazoa; Chordata; Actinopteri; Moronidae.
CUGGCACAAUUUUGUUUUGGUCCUCCUCCUCCUCUUCCUCAUCCUCGCUAGAGUUUGCUGGCUGCUCUUCAUCCAUUUGUGUUUGUGCGAUCGGGUUGUUGUGGGACAACUAAAGGAAAUGAAGAAGUUUUUCGAUGACAUUAAGAAGGACAUUAAAUUUAAAUCUGCGGGACCUGGGAAGAAACUAACAGAGGACGCCAGCAGUAGCAAGCCCGACAAAGUGCAGAGUAGCUCCAGUGCCAAGAAUAACCGCCAUGCUCCCAGUGAAGGAGCCCAGAGAGCUGGAGCUGCAGCCCUGGCCAGGAUUGAACAUCAUCCGCGGCCGAAGGUCCACACCUCUCAGGACGCCAUCAGGAACCAGGUUAAAAGAGAACUGGAGGCAGAGGCGGCUGCACUGGCUGGAAAAGAAAAUGCAGCUACAGCAGAGGGAUCCAAAGUGCCAGUAAAAGAUCCCACCUGCCUCUCGGUGUCAGGUGUGUAUUUCACCUGUCCGCUAACUGGAGCCACUUUAACUAAGAGUGAGAGGGAGGUACACAUUAAAGAGGCCAUUUUUAUGCGGUUUGAGGAGGAUGACAUUGAGGCCUCUGUUAUGAUGGUCCACACAUUUAACAAAGACAGAGAGAAAGUGAAGGCGGCUGUGGACAUCAUAAGCAAGUAUGUUGACAAUAUAUGUAAGAAUCCCACAGAGGAGAAAUACAGGAAGAUUAAACUCAGCAACAAGGUGUUCCAGGAUAAGGUUCGUUCUGUGGAGGGCACUAGAGAGUUCUUGCAGGCGCUGGGCUUCAUUAGCAUUAUGCUUCCUGUAGAGGGUCAAGAGGAGGAAGAGGAGUUCCUGGUGUUACCAGAGCAGAGUUCCGAUGCCCUGGAGCUGAUGAAGGAGAGGAGAGAUCGUCUCCAGAGAGGAGAGCCAGUUAGAGCUCAGCUGGACAGGCAGCCUCAAGUGUUCAGACCCUCUCCCAACGCCCAACGCUUCGAGCUGCCACAGGAAUUCUACAACCUGACAGCGGAGGAGCUGAAGAAAGAGCAACAGCAGAGGAGUGAGUUGGUGGAGAAGAAUGCCAUGCUGCGCACUAAGGCCAUGAGGGAGAAAGAGGAGCAGAGGGAGAGAAGGAAAUACAACUACACCCUGCUCAGGAUCAGACUGCCUGAUGGAAACCUGCUACAAGGGACCUUUUAUGCGUGGGACCGGCUUCCUGUGCUGUUUGGGUUUGUACGGGAGUCCUUGGUGGACGGCUGGCAGCCCUUUGAACUCAUCGCUCCUGGAAGUCAGAAACUACAAGAGUCUGAUGAAGUCGCUCUUGCUGAGUGUAACUUGGUCCCGGCAGCUCUGCUCACAUUUUCCUGGGAUGCAGCUGUGCAGGCGGAUAUUGCAGCUGCAGGUGGAAAGAGCCCCGCCCUCCUCAAACCAGAGCUGCUGGAAACCAUUCGGACCCUGAGCUGAGUGACGUUCUGUCUCUGAACCCCCCCCCGGCACCACUGGGGUGAAAUUGCCCCUUUACAAAUGACUAGUGAUACGUUUAUUUUUGCAAAUUCUAACUUAAAUCAGUAGCAGUGACAGACUAGGGGCAACUUCACCCUAAUGCUUUUGCUCAGUGUACCCUUCUCUCUCUGUGAGGGGAUAACGUCACACUACAUACUGUGUCAGCAGCACAUUUUGUUAAAGGAAGCAUUAAUAACAGAUGUAAGGAGAGAGAGCCAAGUGAUGUUUUUUUUGUUGCACCCUGAAUGAAUGUACAUGCUGUGAAGUAAACAGACUCUGUGCUCUUAACAGUCAGGUAUACUUCACAUGACAUGUUGAGAGACCUUGUUUUAACUGUGUCAACACUUUUUUAAAGUAAACAGACCGUUGGAUUAACAGUGCUCACCUCUGACUGUACAGUCAUGUAGAAAGGAAAACGAGUAGUGAAGCCAAGUGAAUCAGAUACUGUUGUUGUUGUGUAUUGUGUGUCUCAGCGCCUAGCUUCUUUCAUUUAAAAAGCUGCUGGGUGUCUGUGUGCCGGCUUUAAUUGAGACUUGAAAUGCUAUUAGUUUUGUUUGGCAGUGCUCAAGUUUGAACAGUGUUUUGUCUGAUUUGGUGUGAUAGGUCUGGUUUGCCUGUUUGUCCUCUGCUCUGCAAUGGCCUUGCGCUCCUUGGUGUCGUACAACAGACUUAUAAUUAAAUAAUAAUUUAUAAUAAAUAAUAAUUAAAACUACAAAUGUAUUUUUACACGUAUGAGCACAAGCCUAAACCAUGAGUCAAUCAAAUCAAAAUGUUUUCUUCUGGAUAGUUUGAAUUAAAAAUUGAGGUCGUCCGCCCCCCCCAAUAUUGCUUUGUUACUAAUCUACUAAUGAUAAAUUGUUUAUUUGUAGAGGCUCACUGCAGAAGCUCCAUGUAACCAACUCGCUGUGGCAUGCAGGCAGGCAUGAAUUACAUUUUUGUUGUUAACACUGGCAGCAUGGACUUGUCUUCAUAAUGGUGCUUUUAGUUAGUCUUGUAUUUUGUUUGUAUCAAACACGUUUCCUUGAGAUAAAAAGGGGUCAAUGUUUCAAACAUGUUGGGAUAUAUGAAAAUGAAAUUUAUAGCACCACUGUAUCCAAUGAGAAAGCUGUGACACAGACUGAAGUUUCAAAUGUAUCCAAAAAGUGUAAAAUAUCUUAGAUCCACCCAUGUUAUUGAAGGUUAAUACAUUUAUUUUGGUAAUGUUUUCUCUACAUGAAUCUAUACCAGGUAAAUCUGUAAAAGCUAAUUAGUUUCUCCUGCUUAUGGUUGGUUAAGAUGACAACAACCUACCUCUCUUUGCUCGUCUCUCUGAUACAUCCCAUACACAAACAUGUCAUUGACAUAGAGCUCAAAGUCCUGGGAUUGUUUUGUUUUAACAAUAGAAAUCACUGUCACCACUUUACACAUUAGUACAGUAUUACACACCAGAAACGCAACAAUACAAGUACUGGAUUAUUAUUUGAUGCACACUCCCAGAAUUUGUCAGCCAUAAGCAGCAUUUCUUCACUCCUCUGCUGUCUUGUUCAGACUGUCCACCAGUUGCCCACAGGUAUUUAAUGGAAGUGUUAUUUGUAACUUUAUUAAAAGAAUUAGUGAGCAGUUGUUGUCCAGAUGUUCAGAGCUGUGUUCUGUUGAUUUUUAACCUGCCUGUAAUAAAGAUCGCUUGCACUGCAUCUUAGCUUUUGUUUAAUAAACAGAAUUAUGAAGCAAA